Molecule: messenger RNA, 4148 nt
Organism: Salarias fasciatus (jewelled blenny)
Lineage: Eukaryota; Metazoa; Chordata; Actinopteri; Blenniiformes; Blenniidae
Product: CKLF-like MARVEL transmembrane domain containing 3
Exons: 5
Coding region: 211-729 (172 amino acids)
Cellular component (GO): membrane
Source: RefSeq, a predicted model, not a curated record
ACAUCUGGAGAAAGCAGAUGUUGCGCUUUUUGGGAGCGUUUCCGCGCUGUCAUUGUUUCCGUUUCCACCUCCGAGAAGCCUCACGCCUCCACGAGGGGCUAUCUUUUCUUUUCUUUUCUUUUUUCCCCCCCUCUUUUUCCUUGAAGCCGCUGCGCUGGGCUGUGAGCGAUCAGGAGUUUGAGGAGACUCGGUUCUUGUUUUCCGCUCACUAUGGGGGACAUGGAGGCUCCGUCCUCCCCGCCGCGGCCGCGCCAGUCCGUCCUGCUGUCCGUCCUGCCGAGCAGGGAGUUCUCCACCUCCAGGAAGGGAAUGCUGCUCAUUGCUGAAGUGGUUUUGUCCUUCAUAUCGUUCGUGUGCUUCGCCGCCUCCACGGCGGCGGCCUUUGUGACGGUCCCGGCGCUGGAGUUCCUGGCAGCCGUCUUCUUGCUCUUCGCCUAUUCCACCAAAUUCAACGAGAGGUUUAAAGGUUUCUGCUGGCCUCUCAUGGAUUUCAUGAGAUGUGUGACUGCCUCCAUAAUCUUUUUCAUCAUUUCCAUCAUGGCGGUGUCUAAAUACGCGGACGGUUCUUCCAAGGCGGCCGGGAUAUUCGGGUUUAUUGCCACCAUUGCCUUUGCUUUAGAUUUUUAUCUCAUUUUUAAUGAGCUGGCCAGUUUCCUGAAACAAGGAGGGGAGACCAAUGAGGAACUGUCCAGACAGCAAGAUGAGUUCUCGGACUCGGACUCAGACUGAAUCCACGGUUCCCAGACCAGGAGAUCAGCUCACCGCUGAGCUGCCGUCCACUGCGACCUUCACGUCUUCACUAUGCAGCAGCCUCACGUUUAUACCGGGUAUCGUAGAAAUCACUUCAAGGUCAGAUUAGCUGGUUUGUUACAUGUGUUCAUCUGUAGUUUUAGCAGCUUUCAAGAAUGCAGAAAGACUAGAAAAAUAUCCUUUUUUUUUGGAGAAAUCUGUCAUUUUUAUUUACCACACAAAUUUUGUCCAGGCAAGAAAAACAAUUUGGUGUCAGAUGUGUUCCUCUCUUAAUUUACUGGUCAAUAAUGUUCUUUUCCUCGUGAGAAGUGUCAGAGACCAUUUGGUCAAAUGUAAAUGCCACUAUCAGUCUGAUUCUUUAAAAAAGCUGUGACAUUGCUCAGUCUUAAUUAUACUGAGAAAACGUUUGUGUGACUGAAAUGUGGGAGGGUGUGUCUAAUUUUGAAAUAAUACCACAUGCUACCUUUUGGGAAAUGAUUGACCCUGUUUAAAGACACUAAGUAACGCCUGAAUAGAGGAAUGUUUGCUAACUUACUAAAAAUGUUGUGUUGGAGAGAAAACAUGGUCAAAUCUCAUUUAUCAUUUAUAGUAUUAAUCAAGUUUAUUAAAGAAAAACUGGUUGGCUGGUUACAACCAUUGUCUACAUGUCUUAUCCUGACAGUGAUGUAUUUCUGAUGUGUAUAAUUAAUUUUGGCAUCAUUUUAAAUCGGACCUUUCAGUUCUUCUGCCCUGAUGUGCACGGCUUUUCUUCAGCGUGUCUUUUAUACCCUCAGAUGUUUAUGUUGGAGAUUUAUUGUGAAUUUGAAAUAACUCAAGACAUGAGAAACUCUGGUUUUUAUGCUUGUCUACUGUAUGUAUUUUCACAAAUGUGUGUGUGCUUGUGUGGAACCCGGCAGAUCACUGGGUGUGGUCUUGUUAUUUUUUGAAUUAAUUAUGAAUGUGAAUCAUGUUUUGGAAAAUCCCUGCACCGUAGUGUUCUUGAGCCUGUGUCUUUUCUUCUUGUCAGCUUCUGUCCUAAUUUUUGACUUGCCAUUUUUUCACUCUCUGAGACUAGUUUAAAAGUUGAGACAAGAAAAACGUUGUGGAUGGAACGACCUGAAGAGCAAAACGUACAAAAGGAUUGUAGUGGAGAUUUGUGUAAUGUACAAAUAUACAGACAUAAUAUACAUUUUACUUGUAUUUAACAAUGCAAGUGGCUUUCACGUGAUUUAUAUACCAUAAAAAGAGAAACUUUUACUUUGUGAUUGACAAUUUUCACUUUCUACCUAUAAAAAUCAAUCUCUGUACCUUCUCUGUGCACCAAAUCAAUCAUUUGUACUGAUGAGCAUUUUUGAAUUUUUACUAAAAUGUGUUUUACAUACGGCUCUUUUCUGAAUAAAAAAAAAAAAAAAAAUUAAAAACUCACUCAGUUUUCAGUAAUGCCAUUUUAUUUCAUUUGUCACUAUAAACUGAAUGUGAAGCCUUUCGAAAAUGUCUUAAAUACAAAAAUACAGUGCAGCUCCAUGCGGCAUGAAGACAGACUGUGUUUUAAUCUCAGUAAAAGCACACAGGAUUAAAAUGAAACCGGAGAGCAUCACACCUCAAAUUUCCCCUCACACUAAAUCAUAUUCGCCGUGUAUAUAAAACAGUCUGGUGAUUUUAAAAAGCCUUUAAUUCCUUUCUCAUAAAUAGAUUUUUCAUAGUACAUGGUGAUACACAAAAAGAGCUGCAGCUUGACAAAGAUUGUGGUCCGUUUAUAUCAUCAAACGACAAAAUGCUCUUACAUUUUUUUGCUGCUGGACAAAUGUUGAAUGCGAGCAUUGUUAUAGUGUCUGUCAAAUCCGUCAAUGUAAAUUAGAAAUAUAAAUAUAAAUGUGAUUGUCUUUUUAUACAACUACAGUCACAAAAACAAUAGAGGAAAAAAAAAUCAAUCAAAAUUAGGAUAAGUUAUUUAAAACAUGAGAAAGUAAGUACAGUUCGAACAUAAUUCAUCAUCUUUUUAAACCGACAGCUAAAACCUUAGAAUAAAAAAAAAAAAAAAAAAAAAACAUAAAAUCUGAACUAAAACAAUCAUUUUAUCAUUUUGCUAAAAAGUUUGGAGAAGUGUUGAUUUUAUUUCUGCAGCCAGAUACAUUCAACCCACCCGUAGACUCGUCCAGCUCAGGGUCACUCACUGUGGGAAACACACACACGACACACACUCCUCAUCACAACAAGCGCUGCUCAGACAGUGACCAGCAGAUGGAGCCGUAGAGUUGCUUUCGAUCCUGCACCUCAAAGCCUGAAGAGGUAUUUAGGUGUCACUGUGUUGUUAGUUCAGUAAAUCAGAACAAUAUGAGACUCCAGAAAGGAAGUCAAUGAUCCUUCCUUCACUUCAAAAAGCAAAAUGUGACGCUGUUCUUCAACAUUACGCCUCCCGUCGACCGUCACAGGAAUGAUAGAUUCACUUUGCACUCUGCAGGAAUGACUUUUACAACAACCGCAAUAUGGAAUGGCAGCAAUGUAAUACAUGACGAUAAGUGUUAAUAUAUUAUAUAUAUACACACACACACACGCAUAAACACACUCAAACAUUUCAAUUCAAUGUACCUUCUUUCCAUCCCACUGGGUGAUUCUGUUCUGUGCGACAGUUUGGUCACGCCCGAUUGUUGGGAAGGCAUACAGAAAUACAGCGUUCAGGUCGAGGCACCUGUGAUUUCUCGUGUUGGUUUUUAAGGAGUAAAUAUGGAAGGAGUGUGAAAACCUGAGAUUCAGUGUGUCAGCUGAAGGCAUCGGGCUCUGCUGCGUUACCGCCUCUUCAUUCUUUGGAAGAAUCUCAUGGUCUACAGUUGAUUUAGGUGUAAUCUGAAGCCAGGAAUUUGUGCAAAAUGAAAAAUAAAAGGAAACCAAGAACAUCUCCAUUGCCUAACAUCAGCUACUGGUGGCUGGCAGCAUUAGCCCGACAACCUCGCUGUUUGUUUUGGGAGAAAUUAUGUCCAAAGAACAAAUGGAAUGAAGCAUUGUUAAUUUUUAUUCUGCUCCUGUAAUCGUGUCGCUCAUUUAAAAGGUUUUGGCCCUUGUGUUGACCGUCAUUAUUGCAGUUGAAAAUGACCCUGUGUCGGGACUCUAAUUGCUGACAGGUGGCAGAGGGACGCACGCUGAAGGCAUUUCUUAAUUAGCCAAGACAAAGUUGAAAUAAACUCGUGUCAGCAUGUGUAGCCUCGCUCACAGGUAGCAGCCAAAGCUCGUAAGAAAGAACAAUAAUGUCGUCGUGGUGCUUCUGUUGAGCUGCGGGUUUCUGUAUGUUGCUGAUCCAGCGGCUUCUUGGAUCCGCGGUCACAUUCAUCACCACAGCUGGCAGUAAAAGUUCAAACUGUACAAGAGUUUCUGCCUUUCUUCAAUUCCAAUUCAUUCACAAAAAAAAAAAAAAAAAAAAAAAA